UACAGAAAAAAUGGUCUCUGAAACACUAUACUGAGAGAAAAUAUGAAUGGUAUGACGAAGAUGUAAAAAGAUUCAAAUCAGAGAUAAGAUGCCAAGAGGUACUUGACAACUUUGAUGCCAUCAUGUCAUCCUACUUCAAUAUAAAACAUACGAAUAAGCUUCUUGAGAUUGGAACAGUAUUCUGCCACAGACACCGAAGCGAGCAGGAGUUUGCAGCUGCAGGCUCCAUCUGUGACGACAUCAUCGUUUCAAGCAGAAAGCAGGAAGGAGGGAACAUUUUCCUCGAUGUGCUGUUGUCAAAGGGAAUCUUAAAGCCUGAAGAUCUUGUGCCAAGGACGCCGGAUCCAUUUGACGACCUGGCGGAAAUCUUGGGCUCGGUUAAAAAGCGUGUAAUACCGGAAGUCAGAGAAAUGCUUUCCUUCGUACCAGGAAUACUUCACAAUACUAAGAAAACUGUGCUGUACCAAAUCAUAGAUGACAUUCACGAUUUCUACGUCAAGUUCAAUGAAGUCUAUGAAUUACACGUUACGGAUGAUCUUUUGGUGCCGUAUGCUGAAACCAGAUUGGAUGAAAAGGUUCUGGAAUCACUUGUUUCACGGUUCAGAAAAAUAUAUGCGGGUGGGACAGUCUAUUUAAGGCAAAUGGAUGAUCUUUUUGUCCUACCGUCCUUAUUGUCUAAACUGAGGCCCAAUGAAGUUGUGUUUUAUAAUGUACCGAGAGAUCUUGCAGAGCUCAACAAAACACUGGAGGUUACCAAUCAGCUCGGCAUCCAUACAGAGUUUGACAUAACUAUGUCGCGAAAGCAAUUUCAAGCAAUUACAGGCGAGGUUUUGCAUCCAGUAGAUUACUUAGUUGUGAUAAUCAACAGCGAUGCGCUCUAUGACCCGGGCAGCCUUCGUCCGUUUUCUCUCCAGAGUUCUGCCAGACGAUGACAAUGAAGUACUUCCUCUACAGCGAUGACGUCGACCGCGUGGCUGAGGUCCUGAACAGGACGGUUCCUCCGAACCGCGCCGAGGACACCACCGAAUUAACCGUCUUCUUUCCGAUAAGUGAUAACAUAGGACGUCUGCUCCAGUUGCUGACCGUUGGGCCUUUGAGGUCAAUAACUUUUAUGACAGGGACGGAUUUUGACAUGAGCCAAUGGGAGGACCUGAAGAAACUCGGCGCAACAAAGCGACUCGGACAAUUAAAGAUUCAUUAACUAAAAUUUUGUUUUCAGACUGAAAAAAAAAUCACAGGAAUACAAUUUUUUUCAGACUUAAUAAAAUUCACAAGACAAAUUUUUCAGACCGAGAAAAAUUAAGAAAUAGGAAGAGGAUUUUUUUUUCAGGCCUUUCCUGAUUUAGUAAUUGGGUCUAUUGUAUUUCAUUUUAUUACAAAGAAUAAUCGAGUUAACAGUCAUCCCACAUUGCAAGAUAAUGUCCAUUGUUAAGAAAUUCACAGUCUCGUGAAAACAAAUUGUUAAAAAAUCCACUAUUAUAUAUUAAAAAUACAUUUCUAUGUAAUAUUAGAACAAAGACUUUCAAACACCUGAGCGGUGUUCCUCAUCAGUGUAACGUAAUAUAUAAUUGUGGAUUUUUAACAACAUAAUGUCCAUUGUUAAUGAGAGUUUGUAGAGAACGUGACGACUGGAAUAUGCACACAAGAUUGAUAUUAUAUAAACUUUUGCUUUUACUGUAAGACACUGCAUAUGCCAAGCUGUACUGAAAUGAAUAAUAAACACAAGGAUCCUGGUGCUAGCGGCAGUGGGCAAUAAUUGAGGCUUCGGAAUUCAGUAGAACAAGGUGGCAAGUAAGACAGGAUUUUUGAAGAAAUGUCUGUGGUCAAUCAAAAUCAUAACAUUUUAUUCUUUUUCUGUCAGUUUUACUCUCAUGGAUUUUUAUACAUUAAUAAUUUGCUUAUAAUGCUUUUUUACAAUCUGUUCAUAUUUUCUACCAAAAUGAAUGUCUUAGUAACCUAAGUUUUUUGUAUCCUGUUCAUAAAAUGUGCAGUUUUUCAAUACAGUUGAAGUUUAAUUUUUCAGUUAUUUACUUUUGCUUUGUUGUCUCAAAUCAAUAAAGAUUCGUCUUUUU
Messenger RNA from Macrobrachium nipponense, 2072 nucleotides. RefSeq lists its product as uncharacterized. Bases 123 to 932 code for a protein of 269 amino acids. The transcript has 3 exons. NCBI's taxonomy places the organism in Eukaryota, Metazoa, Arthropoda, Malacostraca, Decapoda, Palaemonidae. The record is from RefSeq and is a predicted model, not a curated record.